Messenger RNA from Daphnia pulicaria, 1209 nucleotides. It is a transcript of the gene Tcs3, whose product is annotated as probable tRNA N6-adenosine threonylcarbamoyltransferase. The coding region runs from base 163 to 1167 and encodes 334 amino acids. The transcript is spliced from 7 exons. Gene Ontology annotation, biological process: tRNA threonylcarbamoyladenosine modification. NCBI's taxonomy places the organism in Eukaryota, Metazoa, Arthropoda, Branchiopoda, Diplostraca, Daphniidae. The record is from RefSeq and is a predicted model, not a curated record. Gene Ontology annotation, cellular component: cytoplasm; EKC/KEOPS complex.
CUCUGUCUGUACUCUCUGACUCUCUGUACACAUGGACUACUCUAACUAAUAACUAUACAUCAGCUUCUGUUCUGAUGAUCUGACACGCUCUUGCGACGAUUGUAGUCAUUUUUUUAAAGUUGCACUAGUCUGAGGUUCCAUAUUAUAAAUAUUCAUUGAAAUAUGGUUGUUUCGAUAGGUUUUGAAGGUAGUGCAAAUAAAUUGGGUAUUGGAAUAAUUCAAGAUGGAAUUGUUUUAGCAAAUCCCAGGAGAACAUUUAUUACACCACCUGGAGAAGGUUUUAAACCUGUUGAUACUGCAAUUCAUCAUCAGUCAAAUAUUGUCCUCUUACUGAAAGAAGCUUUGGAUGAAGCUAAGAUUCAUCCAGAAGAAAUUGAUGUGGUGUGUUACACCAAAGGACCUGGCUUAGGAGCUCCUUUGGUGUCUGUAGCUGUGUUUGCAAGAACAAUUUCACAAUUAUGGAGAAAGCCAAUUAUUGGUGUCAAUCAUUGCAUCGGGCACAUAGAAAUGGCAAGAUUAAUCACAAGCGCAAAAAAUCCUAUUGUUCUCUAUGUUAGUGGAGGGAAUACUCAAAUUAUUGCAUACUCCCAGAAACGUUAUAGAAUAUUUGGGGAAACAAUAGACAUUGCAGUUGGGAAUUGCUUGGAUAGAUUUGCCAGAAUUCUUAAAUUGUCAAAUUAUCCAAGCCCUGGGCACAAUAUUGAGCAGUUGGCAAAAAAUGGGAAAAUUUAUGUCCCAUUGCCAUACAUUGUCAAAGGGAUGGACAUGUCUUUUUCUGGAGUCUUGACACACAUUGAAGAUUUUGCUGCAACUUUACAAGAAUAUUCUAUAGAAGAUCUAUGUUUUUCACUGCAAGAAACUGUUUUUGCUAUGCUUGUUGAAACAACCGAGAGAGCAAUGGCGCAUUGUGGAUCGCAAGAAGUGUUGAUUUGCGGUGGCGUUGGAUGUAAUCUUCGACUUCAAGAAAUGAUGUCUGAAAUGUGCAAGGAACGAGGAGCUAAGGUUUUUGCAACGGAUGAAAGAUUUUGUAUAGACAACGGGGCCAUGAUAGCUCAUGCCGGAGCUGAAAUGUUUAGAGUUGGUGCCGUCACCUCUUGGAAGAACACAUUUUGCACGCAACGAUAUAGAACAGAUGAAGUGGAGGUAAAUUGGAGAGAUGAACAAUAAUAACUUUUAAAAUGGCUAAAUAAACUAGCUGCGUUAAUCAAA